Messenger RNA from Cricetulus griseus (Chinese hamster), 9763 nucleotides. Lineage: Eukaryota; Metazoa; Chordata; Mammalia; Rodentia; Cricetidae. The record is from RefSeq and is a predicted model, not a curated record.
CCCCUUCGCUCCUCUGUGCCGCUGGCACUGGGCCUGGGUCCCCACCACCUCGGCCUGGCGGGACUCCAGCGGACGCCCUCGGGUCUGCAGCUUCUCCUGUCAUCGGAAAUGCCAGGCCGAGGUGGCUGCCCCUUGUGUUCCUCCAUCCAGCCAUGAACUGGUGCCCAUCACCACGGAGAGCGUACCCAAGAAUGUAGUGGACGUGGGGGAAGGAGACUGCAGGGGUGGAAGCUCUCCGAAAAGCCCCCAGGAGAGUGACUCCAUGAGAGUUUCCCCAAGCAUCCAGCCACAGCCACAGCCUGUCAGUCUCUCUAGAAACAUGAGUGUGAGCCGGGCCAUGGAGGACAGUUGUGAGCUGGACCUGGUGUAUGUCACCGAGCGCAUCAUCGCCGUGUCCUUCCCCAGCACAGCCAAUGAGGAGAACUUCCGCAGCAACCUCCGUGAAGUGGCCCAGAUGCUGAAGUCCAAACAUGGGGGCAACUACCUGCUAUUCAACCUCUCUGAGCAGAGGCCUGAUGUCACGAAGCUCCAUGCGAAGGUCCUGGAAUUUGGCUGGCCUGAUCUGCACACACCGGCCCUGGAGAAGAUAUGCAGUGUCUGCAAGGCCAUGGACACCUGGCUCAAUGCAGACCCCCACAAUGUUGUUGUUCUGCACAACAAGGGAAACCGAGGCAGGAUUGGGGUUGUCAUUGCAGCAUAUAUGCACUACAGCAACAUUUCAGCCAGUGCUGACCAGGCUCUGGACCGGUUUGCAAUGAAGAGAUUCUAUGAAGAUAAGAUUGUGCCCAUUGGCCAGCCAUCCCAGAGGAGGUAUGUGCACUACUUCAGCGGCCUGCUCUCUGGCUCCAUCAAAAUGAACAACAAGCCCCUGUUUCUGCACCAUGUGAUCAUGCAUGGCAUCCCCAACUUUGAGUCUAAAGGAGGAUGCCGACCGUUUCUCCGAAUCUACCAAGCUAUGCAACCCGUGUAUACAUCUGGCAUUUACAACAUCCCCGGAGACAGCCAGGCCAGCAUCUGUAUCACCAUUGAACCAGGGCUGCUCCUGAAGGGAGACAUCUUGCUCAAGUGUUACCACAAGAAGUUCCGAAGCCCAGCUCGAGAUGUCAUCUUCCGAGUGCAGUUCCACACCUGUGCCAUCCAUGACUUGGGGGUUGUUUUUGGGAAGGAAGACCUGGAUGAGGCCUUCAAAGAUGAUCGAUUUCCUGAUUAUGGCAAAGUGGAGUUUGUCUUUUCCUAUGGGCCAGAGAAAAUUCAAGGCAUGGAACACCUGGAGAAUGGGCCCAGUGUAUCUGUAGAUUAUAACACCUCUGACCCCCUCAUCCGCUGGGAUUCCUACGACAACUUCAACGGACAUCAUGAGGAUGGCAUGGAGGAAGUGGUGGGUCACACUCAAGGGCCACUGGAUGGGAGUCUGUAUGCCAAAGUGAAGAAGAAAGAUUCCCUGAAUGGCAGCUCUGGGCCUGUCACUACCACACGGCCUGCCCUGUCAGCCACUCCCAACCACGUGGAGCACACACUGUCUGUGAGCAGCGACUCUGGCAACUCCACAGCCUCCACCAAGACAGACAAGACCGAUGAGCCUGUUUCUGGGGUUACCACUGCUCCUGCUGCCCUGAGUCCCCAGGAGAAGAAGGAGCUCGAUCGCCUGCUAAGCGGCUUUGGUGUAGAUAGAGAGAAGCAAGGCGCCAUGUACCGGGCUCAGCAGCUCAGGUCCCACCCAGCUGGGGGCCCAACUGUGUCCUCCCCUGGCCGCCACGUGGUCCCAGCCCAGGUUCAUGUCAAUGGUGGGGCUCUGGCAUCGGAACGGGAGACUGACAUUCUGGAUGAUGAGCUGCCCAUCCAGGAUGGGCAGAGUGGGGGCAGCAUGGGCACGCUGUCCUCCCUGGAUGGGGUCACUAACACCAGCGAAAGUGGAUACCCAGAGACCAUGUCCCCACUGACUAAUGGUCUGGACAAGCCCUAUUCCACAGAACCUAUGCUCAAUGGUGGAGGCUACACUUAUGAGUCUGCCAACCGGAUGGUGCCUGUCCACAGCAGUCACUCAGCCCCCAUUCGCCCUUCCUACUCUGCUCAGGAGGGUUUAGCUGGCUACCAGCGUGAGGGACCCCACCCAGCCUGGUCACAACAAGUGACUAGCACCCACUGCGGCUAUGACCCCAGUGGUCUUUUCCGAUCCCAGUCCUUUCCAGAUGUGGAGCCCCAGCUGCCCCAAGCUCCAGCCCGUGGGGGCAGCCCGAGUCCAGCCCGGGGGGGCAGCAGCCGAGAGGCUGUGCAGAGGGGGCUGAAUUCAUGGCAGCAGCAGCAGCCUCACCCACCUCCCCGCCAGCAGGAAAGAGCUCCACUACAGAGUCUUACCAGCAGCAAGCCUAGCCCCCAGCUAUCAGCAGAAACCCCUAUACCUGCUCUCCCAGAGUUCCCAAGGGCAGCCUCCCAGAAGGAGAUUGAGCAGUCCAUUGAAGCCCUCAAUAUGUUGAUGCUGGACCUGGAGCCAGCUUCAGCGGCUGCCCCUCUUCAUAAGUCCCAGAGUGUCCCUGGGGCCUGGCCAGGGGCUUCCCCACUUGCCUCCCAGCCCCUCUUGGGCUCUUCCCGCCAGUCACACCCACUGACCCAGUCCCGAUCUGGCUAUAUCCCUAGUGGGCAUUCCCUGGGAACCCCGGAGCUGGUCUCUUCUGGCAGGUCUUACUCACCUUACGAUUAUCAGCUCCAUCCAGCUGGAUCCAACCAAAGUUUCUGUCCCAAGAGUCCAUCCUCUUCCACCUUCCUUCCAAGCCCCCAUAGCUCUGCGGGUCCUCAGGAGCCCCCGGCCUCUCUCCCUGGUCUCAUCACUCAGCCUCAGCUCCCACCAAAGGAAACUACUUCAGACCCCUCACGAACUCCAGAGGAAGAGCCGCUGAACCUGGAAGGGCUGGUAGCCCACCGGGUAGCAGGGGUACAGGCUAGGGAGAGGCAGCCUGCAGAGCCCCCAGCCCCGCUCCGGAGACGGGCAGCCAGUGAUGGACAGUAUGAGAACCAGUCUCCAGAGGCCACGUCUCCCCGUAGUCCUGGGGUCCGCUCCCCAGUCCAGUGCGUCUCCCCUGAGCUGGCUCUUACCAUUGCCCUCAAUCCUGGAGGGCGACCCAAAGAGCCCCAUCUGCAUAGCUACAAGGAGGCCUUUGAGGAGAUGGAGGGGACCUCCCCAAGCAGCCCAACACCCAGUGGGGUGCGCUCUCCUCCAGGUCUGGCCAAGACACCCCUGUCUGCUCUGGGUCUGAAACCCCACAACCCAGCGGACAUUCUACUGCACCCCACAGGUGAGCCCCGGAGCUAUGUGGAGUCUGUGGCGAGGACAGCAGUAUCAGGGCCUCGAACUCAGGAUGUCGAGCCCAAGAGCCACAGUGCCCCAGCUGCCCAUGCCUAUGGACAUGAGACACCCCUGAGGAACGGGACUCCAGCUGGCUCCUUUGUCUCCCCCAGCCCCCUUUCCACGAGCAGUCCUAUCCUUAGCGCUGACAGCACUUCUGUGGGCAGUUUCCCAUCAGGAGGGAGCAGUGACCAGGGUCCACGGACACCCAUCCAGCCCAUGCUGGAUUCCAGCAUCCGCUCAGGUAGCCUGGGGCAUCCGAGUCCUGCAGCACUGAGUUACCAGAGCUCUUCACCUGUCCCGGCUGGUGGCAGCAGCUACAGCAGCCCUGACUACUCCCUUCAGCCAUUCAGCUCUUCUCCAGAAAGCCAAGCCCAGCCACAGUUCAGUGCGGCCACUGUCCACAUGGUGCCUGGGAGCCCUCAGGCACGACACAGGACAGUAGGCACCAACACGCCACCUAGUCCUGGCUUUGGCCGUCGCGCUAUCAACCCCACCAUGCCUGCUCCUGGUAGUCCCAGUUUGAGCCACCGACAGGUGGUGGGUCCAUCUGGCCCUGCUUUCCAUGGUAAUGUGGUUUCUGGCCACCCAAGUAGUGCAGUGACCACUCCUGGAAGCCCCAGCUUGGGCCGGCACCCAGUGGGAAGUCACCAGGUUCCAGGCCUCCACAGCAAUGUGGCUACCACUCCAGGAAGCCCAAGCCUGGGCCGACACCCUGGGGCCCACCAAGGGAAUCUGGCUUCCAGUCUCCAUGGCAAUGCAGUCAUUAGCCCUGGGAGCCCCAGCUUGGGACGGCACCUGGGUGGAUCUGGAUCUGUGGUUCCUGGAAGCCCCAGCUUGGACCGGCAUGCCGCAUAUGGUGGCUAUUCUACCCCCGAGGACCGACGACCAACGCUGUCCCGGCAAAGCAGUGCCUCUGGCUACCAGGCUCCUUCCACACCUUCAUUCCCCGUCUCCCCUGCCUACUACCCUGGCCUGAGCAGCCCUGCGACCUCCCCCUCACCAGACUCAGCAGCCUUCAGACAUGGGAGUCCCACACCAGCCUUGCCAGAGAAGCGGAGAAUGUCCUUGGGAGACCGGGCAGGCAGCCUCCCCAACUAUGCCACCAUCAAUGGGAAAGUGUCCUCCUCACCCAUUGCCAAUGGAAUGUCCAGUCCCAGUGGGAGCAGCACAGUCUCCUUCUCCCACACUCUUCCAGACUUUUCCAAGUACUCCAUGCCAGACAACAGUCCUGAGACACGAGCUAAAGUGAAGUUUGUCCAGGACACUUCCAAGUAUUGGUACAAGCCUGAGAUCUCCAGAGAGCAGGCCAUUGCACUCCUAAAGGAUCAGGAGCCAGGGGCCUUCAUCAUCCGUGACAGCCACUCAUUCCGAGGGGCCUAUGGGCUGGCCAUGAAGGUGUCCUCACCCCCUCCAACCAUCACUCAGCAGGGCAAGAAAGGAGACAUGACCCAUGAACUGGUGAGGCACUUCCUCAUAGAGACAAGCCCCAGAGGAGUCAAGCUCAAGGGCUGUCCCAAUGAGCCAAACUUUGGCUCCCUGUCUGCCCUGGUCUAUCAGCACUCCGUCAUCCCACUGGCCCUGCCCUGCAAACUGGUCAUUCCAAGCCGAGACCCCACAGAUGAAUCAAAAGAUAGCUCAGGCCCUGCCAACUCAACCACCGACCUGCUGAAGCAAGGAGCAGCUUGCAAUGUGCUCUUCGUCAAUUCUGUGGAUAUGGAGUCACUCACCGGGCCACAGGCCAUUUCCAAAGCCACUUCUGAGACUUUGGCUGCUGACCCCACACCAGCUGCCACCAUUGUUCACUUCAAGGUCUCUGCCCAAGGCAUCACACUGACUGACAAUCAGAGAAAGCUCUUCUUCAGACGACACUACCCCCUCAAUACCGUCACCUUCUGUGACCUGGAUCCACAAGAAAGAAAGUGGAUGAAGACAGAGGGAGGCGCCCCUGCUAAGCUCUUUGGCUUUGUGGCCCGGAAGCAGGGAAGCACCACGGACAACGCUUGCCACCUCUUUGCAGAGCUUGACCCCAACCAGCCUGCUUCAGCCAUUGUUAACUUCGUCUCCAAGGUCAUGCUGAGUGCUGGCCAGAAGAGAUGAAUCCUGGAGUCUUUGCCCAAGGCCAGGGCACUGGGGAUGGGGUGUGUGGGAAGGGGGAUCUUCGAAUCCUGACCACCUUGAAUCCAGAAAGAGGACUUUGGGUUGACUGUGGAGAAGGAGAGAAGAAAGUGCAAUGGUGGGAGAGGGAAGUGAAUUGGGGAGGGGAGGGGAGGGGCGAGGGCUGAAGAGAAUAAAGGAGGGAGAGAGGAACUCAGAAUCCCCUGUACAGAUGGAAGCCACACCUCCCAAAGCCUCUCCUACUAGCUGGGGGACCUGGCUCCCCUCCCCCACAGGCCUCUCUGGGGGACCAGAUUUCAAGGAGCAAUGAAAAAGCUUGUUCUCCCUAACCCUCCUGCUUUGAGAGAAGAAACCUAGCUGAGACUGCUUCUCUGGAGGUAUUGGCUGCCAAACCCAGCAGCCAGCGUGUGACAUCAAGCGGUGACACUUUGUUACCUUUGGCUUACCUGAGGCCCCCCACCCCCACCCCGAGGUCUGUGCUUGCUCUGACUUCUUAUGUGCCCCCAUGCACUCAUCAAUACCUGCCUCUAUCCACUCGAAUUACAAACAGCUCUGCUUGUCUGUGUCCUUGUGAUACACAUAUACACACUGACCAAAGAAGGCUAGGUAUAUGGGUGGCAGGGUGCCAGGUCAGAGACAAGCUGUCUCCUGCAGGAGCAUAGCAUUAUGGGUAACAGAUAUCUCUCUGUUUCUACAACUGCCCUCUAGUGGCCCUGGGGACCUCCAGCUUGUCCCCUGUAGAGACCCUGGUACAGAGGGCGUAGCCAUCCUGCAGCAUUAGCCUGUUCUGUCUCUUUGAGACUGAAGCUAGGCUGGAGGAAGAGGCAACGCCCACAGUCUUGGGAAAGAUCCCCGUGAGGAAGGGUGCUAUCUUUCCUGUGGUUCGCGGUGAGUUGGGCGCGUGCACUGACAGUGUCCAGGACUCUGCCUUACACCCUUCUCAGCCCAAUCCUGGCCAGGAGUGCCUGCUUUGUACUUGCUCACCUGCUUGAGGCCUACUGGUGGAUGGGAGCUGUGCCUUUCUGACCUACCCUGUCCCAUAUGGUUGGCUUAUCCCAGGAGCCUGCUUCCCAAAGUCCUAUCCAGGGCACCCGGGGAGGUCUGGAUCCCCCCCUUCCCCCUCUGUGUUUUGGGGUCUGACUGUUGCAGACACCCUUCUGGCUGGGCUGUCCAGGGUGACAUCAUAGCACCUCUGGGGAUGCUGCUGGAGAACCACAUGGUCCUCCUACAAUGCCAAAGCUUCCCUGUUCCCCUUCUGCCUCAGUUUCCCCAGCAGAACCAUGCUUUCUAUGGGACAGAGGACAGAAGGUAUGAAUUUAGGCCAAAGGUCCUAUGAUCCAUUUAUGGUGUUGGGAAGGCCCCUGUCACCACUCAGGCUUCCACUGAAGCCCAUGGGAGUCCCUAGGGGUGGCAUUGUAUUGAUAUAUAAAUAUAUAUAAUAUAUACAUGAGACAUACUGAUAGAAUCUGUAAGCUAAUAAAAAUAUAAGAAAAGGUUAAAAAAGAAUAGGUAAAUUGACAAGAAAUAUUUAUUGUUUCCCCAUAUUGCUUUAUUGUCCCUGGCCACAAACUGUUUCCAUUUCUUUUCUAAUGUGUAAGCAGAGCCUGAAUUGCAGGGGGUCUUUAUAUUUCAAAUAGCCCAGGGCUGGCCUUGGCCUUGACCCUGGUCUUGGCCUCUCUAGGCUACACCUAGGACUUGGGGAUGACAUGCUUUAGCUCUUUAUUCUCUGGCAAGCGGUAGCCCAGCUGCCAGCAUCUUGGGUGUGUGGACAGCUGCUUCCAUCGCCACAGGUCUGAGCCAGCGUGUGUUUGGGGAUGCAGGUGUGUGUGGCCUUGGUGUGUGCAUCUCUUGGAUUUUUUUCCUCUUCCAGGGAGCUUUGACUGUAUGGAUAUCGUUUUGAGGAACUAGAAAGAAGAAUGUCUAGGUUAGGUGGGGAUCGUGAGCAGAGGCCCCUAUGGGCCCCUCUUCCCAAAGAAUAAUAGGGCUUAGUGAUCAAGGUCCUUCUAAAGUGUCCUUCCCUAUGAGAUACUCAAGGUGAAUGUCUCGAUUAACCCUUUCCUCAUUCCCCAGUGAACCCCACUUCUUCCCAAGCUAGAAGAAGAAAUUCCUCAUCCCUUUCUUUGUAAAUACCCUUAUCCUGCUGCACAGCCUGGGGCCACGGCUUCUCCUGGCUGCAAAGUUCACUCGAGCCUUUGAGGAAUGUCAGAGCCUCUGUACCCUGCCUUGGGCCCCGCCCCAGUCUGGGGCCAACAACUUUUGUAUAUGGUUUCACCUUCUCAUGCUGCACUCAGGCCCAAGCCAAGUGUGAGUGAGCCAUGUGGAGGACCAAGGUGGAUGCUGGGAAAGUGGGUGCCUCCUUCCCAGCAUGCCUCUAGAAGGAAUGGACACCUGAGUUUGGCUUUCCUGGAAGAGCGUUGGAGAAGGGGCCUCAGUUCUUACACUGGGAACCACACUGUAGUCUGCCCUUUUUCCCACUGUGAUUCUCACAGAUGGGGCUCUGCACAUUCAUGCACGCACACAAACACACACACAUACACAAACACACAGACCACAUACCCUCUCACCACUCCAAAUACAACCUAUUCUUGCCAAAGAUUUCCUUCACAAAAGAGCACUUUUUUACCCAUUGUUUUUUUUUUUUUUUUUUUUUGUGAGUGGUCUGUUUUGCUGUUCUAUAUUGUUGAGACUGUAUGUCAGCAGAGAGAGUGCUGUCUGCUCCUAAAUGUGAGUAAAAGAGGGCUAAGGAAAACAAGAGAACAUGGCCACCUGUGAUGCCAUCAACAAGACCCCUCAGCUACAGCCCAGGUCAAUACUGCCUCUGGCAACUCAGAAGAUUGCUGAGAUUGGCCUGGGGCCUUAUCCUCCCAGAUAUCUGGAGGUGAGAUAUCAGAGAGGCACAUUGAUUGAACCAGGUUUGGGGGAAGGGAAGGCCCGCAUACUUCUGGGCUAGAAUACAUUGGACAGAUGGCCUCAAAGGGAAAGCUGGGAAAAAUUAGCAAUUGGAUAUUGAAGUCACUAUUGUGCUACUGUGGACCCCUGUCUCUUGUUCAGCCAUGUCUGAGGAACGAAUUCACAUCUUAGGUUUGGGAAGGCCAUUUGGGUCCCUUUCAUAGCCUAUCGCCAGCAGCUUAGAUGGCUUCAAACAUGAUUGCCAGGAUUUCCGGUACACCCUGGCUUUGGGGAGUCCCUGGAGAUAUCUAUCUAGGGGUGUAAAGAGGACAGCCCUAUGUGUCCCUCUAGAAAGGGGCUUUCAGGAGAGAGAGAGAGACCUUGCACUAGGUCUGAAUAGAAAUGAACCAGGCUCCUGCUGUCAGGGAGUGUGAGUAUACAGCAUCCGCCCUGCUCUGGGUUUUCUCCAUCCUACCUUCCAAGAUUUCUGAUCCCCCUUUCCCAGCUUCAGACCUUGGGGAGAUCCAUCCAAGGGAACCAGUCCUCUCUUGCCUCCAUGCCUUGGGUCCUUGAAGAGCUUGGAUCCAAAGCUAGGGCCACCCCUGCACUUAGGCCGUGGCAGAAGAUCUCGAGACUGGUGUUUCCGUGGUCAUUGGUGACAGGAUGUAUGUGUGUAUGUGGGUGUGGGUGUGUAAGUGUGUGUGUGGGUGCAUGGUUUGCUCUCUUUAGGGAACUUCGAGCUGGGAGAUGGAGGGAUGUUGAGUUCAGUGUGACCCAGUAGUUAGAAGAACCAGGAGGUGAGGCCUGAUGGGCCACAGAUUAUUAGUGUUUUAGUGCUGGUGAUGGAGGGACAGCCACAUAGGAUAAGACUCAGCAGGUCUCUUCCUUGUCUCCUGUUUCCUCAAAUGGCUGAGAAGCUGGAGGGUCUCAGUUAGUUUCCAUGCCGGGUCCCCUCACAUCAGCAUGGCCACUGAAGUUCAAGACGCCAGUGUUCACAGCCCAGCCCUCCCUGUGCAACCCACAUUUGGCUCGUAUGUGUGUGAGCACGUUGGGGUGUGCAUGCAGUAUCUCCCCACUUUCUCAUUCAAAACAAAUGUAAGAAGUUCCUCAUGUUCUUGGUUAUUCCAACCCUGCCUCCCAGGCCUUCUGCUGGGAGAUCCAGAGUCCAUCCCCUGCCUCCCAGUCCCCUGCGCCCCCAGCCCCUCCCAGCCCUCUGCUGUGUAUUUAUAGAUGGAAAUAUACUUUAUAUUUUGUAUCAUUGUGCCUAUAGCCUCUGCCACCUUGUAUAAAUCCUGUUGUACGCUAAGUGUUCUGGAUAUGAAUGUAUGUACACUGAUGCUACCCCCCCUCUGUACAGCUGCUUAGUCUCUUACAAUCCAUUGUAUGGCUUUAUAAAUGAUAAAGUGAAACACAAUA